Molecule: messenger RNA, 1532 nt
Organism: Epinephelus moara (kelp grouper)
Lineage: Eukaryota; Metazoa; Chordata; Actinopteri; Perciformes; Serranidae
Gene: arl4d
Product: ADP-ribosylation factor-like 4D
Exons: 2
Coding region: 258-863 (201 amino acids)
Biological process (GO): intracellular protein transport; vesicle-mediated transport
Cellular component (GO): cytoplasm
Molecular function (GO): GTPase activity; GTP binding
Source: RefSeq, a predicted model, not a curated record
UGUGCGCUCGUGCCUCCCCGGAGCUCCUCAGUGCUGCCGGAGCAGAAGAGGAGCGGAUGUGACCGCCGGGACAAACAUCAUCUGUUUACUAUGGAUGUGUUCAUCGCUUGUGGAUGAUGAUGAUGAUUCCUCCUCAUGUUUAAAAAGGUCUCCAGCACCAUCUGACCCCGCCAGGAACAAAUGCCACUCGACUGAAAAAGGAUUAAAUCAGGAAUCUGUCACCUCACCUAAGUAGGUGUGAGUUGCUGGCUGCAGCCAUGGGGAACCAGCUGACUGAUAUCGCUCCGAACACGUCCUUCCUGCCAAACUUCCAGUGUUUGCACGUGGUGGUGAUCGGACUGGACUCGGCGGGGAAGACGUCUCUGCUCUACAGGCUCAAACUGAAGGAGUUCGUGAAGACGAUCCCCACCAAGGGCUUCAACACGGAGAAGAUCAAGGUGGCCGUGGGGACGUCUCGGACCAUUAACUUCCAGGUGUGGGACGUAGGCGGCCAGGAGAAGCUGCGCCCGCUGUGGAAGUCCUACACCCGGCGGACAGACGGGAUGGUGUUUGUGGUGGACUCCACCGAGCUGGAGCGGAUGGAGGAGGCCAAAGUGGAGCUCCACAAGAUCACCCGCACCUCAGAAAACCAGGGCGUCCCCGUGCUCAUACUGGCCAACAAACAGGACCUGGAUUCAGCCAUGUCUGUCAGCGAGGUGGAGAAGCUGCUCUCCGUGCACGAACUGAGCAUGUACACGCUGCAUCACGUGCAGAGCUGCAGUGCGGUGGACGGCCAGGGGCUCCAGCCGGGCCUGGAGAAACUGUACGAGAUGAUCCUGAAGAGGAAGAAGAUGGUGAAGCACAACAGGAGCAGGAAGAGAUGAACUCUUGGCUCACGCUGUGGAGACACGAGGAGAUUUAUCCACGGUUGAGACACUUCCAAGCUUAAUGGUCCCUUUUAAUGGGGGAGCGAUUUGUGCCAACACAACAACAAUUACAGGAGGCCGCAGGGUCAGGAGAAAUGGAUUUGCUCAUAAUAACUGAAGCAGUAUUGACACAUUCUUUGUUCUGCGAUCCUGCAGCUGCUCUUCAGAAGAUAGAGAUUUAAAGGGAACUGUGAUAGCAGUUAGUCUUCACUAAGUGCUUUUCUACACUUGUUUUAAAGACGAAUCCUAACAAGACAUCUUCCUGUUAACUGACUAAUAUAUGAGCACAUUUAAAUCCAUGUGGCAGGUCCCUAAUGUCCUUAUUAUCCUUCACCAACGUGCACAGACUCCACUGAAAUAGCUGUUUUUGUUCCACGGAUGCUUCCCUGAAAUAUUUAUUACACAUUUUUGUGUUUGUGUUGGACAUUUUUUGUAAAUGAUAUGAAAUGAAACAGCGGUGAAGGAGCACCAAAUGAUAUUAAAUUUAAUUGCCAUGGAACAGUAAUCCUAAGUGCAUUCCCUUCAUGGCCACAGAGGUUAAGUUUCAGUUAUUAGAACAAUAAUGUUUAUACAAAUUGUACAUUUUUGUAACACUGAAGACUUAAUAAAUCGAAACACUGUACAGAA